UCCAUGGCACGUAGAACAAUCACAAUUCUCCUCCUCUUCACCUUCAUUUCCUCUCAAUUCCACAAUUCAACGGUGGCACAAACCUUGCUCCGGUCCGGUUACUGGCUAGCCGGAAGCGACUUCCCGGCCGCCGACAUAAACUCCGCCUUGUUCACCUACCUAAUAAGCGGAUUUGCCGAAGUAGACAACUCCACCUUCCAAGUCUUCAUCCCCUCAAACUACGCCCAAAACUUCACUUCCUUCCCCUCCGUCGUUAAUCGCAAAAACCCUUCAAUCAAAACCCUAAUGUCUAUUUGGAACGGACAAGCUGCUACUGGUCAAUCGAUUAGUGGCGACCCAGUUAAUUCUUCAGUCUUGUCUUCCGUGGUUGCAGUAGCUUCUAACAGGAAGUCCUUCAUUGAUUCGUCGAUUCGAUUAGCUAGGCUUUAUGGGUUUCAAGGGAUUGACCUGUUUUGGCUUUGGCCUAAUAGUACUGACUUGUCAAGAAUUGGGGAUUUGUUGGACGAGUGGAGGGCUGCCAUUUCUUCUGAGUCAAGAAAUUCUAAUCAGUCCGAGUUGGAAUUGACAAUGGGCAUUCGUUACUCGCCUAACCUUCAAUCGGUUAGUUAUCCGGUCGAUUCGAUUAGGAAGAAUUUAGAUUGGGCACAUUUGGUGGCAUAUGACUAUCAUUUGCCAUUGAAGGAGAAAUUUACAGGAAACCAUGCUGCUCUGUAUGACCCAAGAAGUAAUAUCAGUACUGAUUUUGGGCUAAAUCAAUGGUUGGGUAUGGGGAUGCCUGCCAACAAAUUGGUUUUGGGUCUACCCUAUCAUGGCUAUGCUUGGACUCUAGUGAACGCCAGGGACAACUCUGUUGGUGCACCUGCCUCUGGUCCUGGUACCACCCUUGAUGGUUCAAUGGGUUACAGGUUCCUCAAAUCUUUCAUUCAAAAUUAUGGUUAUGGAGCAAGACCUGUGUACAAUUCAACUUAUGUGGUGAAUUACUUCACUGUUGGAACAACUUGGAUCAACUAUGAUGAUGUGGAGACUGUAAGAGCUAAGAUUUCUUAUGUAAGGCAGAAGGGGCUAAUUGGAACCAAUGUGUUUACGGUCGUCAAUGAUGACAAUUGGGCACUUUCUCUUGCAGCUGCUGGAGAAACGGAGCACGGAAGCAACCAGCGGCGGUUGUUGCUGAUCAUUUUGCUUCCAAUUGCUUUUAUUGUGAUCGUAUUAGUCUCCGUGGUUUACUAUCGACGAGGCAGGCUAUUCAAGAGGAAAGGGGGAGCAGAAACAGAAACCAUAAUUCUUGGGACUAGAACUUUAUCUGGCUCGGAACAACUCGAGAGUGAGGCUCCAAGAAUCCAAGUGUUUACUUUCGCACAAAUCAAAGCAGCUACAAAUAACUUUUCAAAUGCAAAUAAGCUCGGAGAGGGUGGAUACGGCCCUGUAUAUAAGGGUGAAUUAUCAAGAGGACAGCAAAUAGCAGUGAAAAGGCUUGCAGCAUCAUCUACUCAAGGACUCGAGGAAUUCAAAAAUGAGGUUUCACUUACUGCAAGACUUCAGCAUGUAAAUCUAGUUCGAGUUAUGGGAUUCUGCAGUGAGAGGGAUGAAAAUAUGUUGAUUUACGAGUACAUGCCAAAUGGAAGCUUGGAUCUCUACCUCUUUGACCCAAUCAGACGAUAUAUAUUGGAUUGGAAUAAACGCGUUCGCAUCAUCGAAGGGGUUAUUCAAGGGCUUCUUUAUCUCCAAGAGUACUCCAAUUUUACUAUAAUUCACCGAGAUCUAAAGUCUAGCAACAUUUUACUAGAUGAGGAGCUGAACGCUAAGAUAUCAGAUUUUGGGAUGGCUAAACUUUUCAGAAAAGAUUUAACCGAAGCAAACACAGGCCGGAUUGUGGGAACAUAUGGUUUUGCUCCUCCUGAAUACUUGAAGAAAGGUAUAUACUCCAUGAAGUAUGAUGUAUAUAGCUUCGGAGUUCUGCUUCUGCAGAUCAUAAGCAGCAAGAAGAUUACGAAUUUUUAUGGUCCAAGCGAAAAUUUGAACCUUCUUGAAUAUGCAUAUGAGUCGUGGAGAGACGAGGGAGUGAAGGAGUUCAUUGAUCCGUCAUUGAAUGAUUCAGCUUCGCCUUGCAAACUCCUGACAUGUAUGCAAGUAGCACUGCUGUGUGUUCAGGAAAAUCCUGAGGACAGACCCUCCAUGCUUGAAGUGUUCUCAAUGAUCAGAAGCGAUACGACCAACAUUUCGAAUCCUAGAAGGCCAGCAUUUUCUGUGAAGAAGGAUGUAAAGAUGGAGAGUGGAUCCUCAUCCCAGCCAGAAAUCUAUUCAUAUAAUGAUCCAGAAAUCUCUCAACUGCAACCCAGAUAGUUCACACAGUUGUCUCUAUUAACCAACUGUUCAUACUGUGAUACUGAUACAACCCCUACAUGGAUGUUGAAACCCACAAAAGAUUACCUCAUGGGAAAGAAAUGGAGAGCUUGAAUGGAUUAUAAACAAGUGGUUGGACCCAAGUUUACAAGCCAUCUUUUUGUGAGCCAUAAUGAGCCCUCCAACCACUUGUUUAACAUGCCCAAUUUUAGGCCCCAUUUAACGUGGAUUCCCACAAUGUAAAGAAUGUAACAUAUACUCCUUUUUUUUUUUUUUAGUAAACAUAAUUCUGAUGUAUAUGUAUGUCUUUUCUUUUUCUAACAUGAUAUUAUAUUCUUUU
This is a messenger RNA of Tripterygium wilfordii, 2680 nucleotides long. Its product is annotated as cysteine-rich receptor-like protein kinase 19. The record is from RefSeq and is a predicted model, not a curated record. The coding region runs from base 4 to 2340 and encodes 778 amino acids. NCBI's taxonomy places the organism in Eukaryota, Viridiplantae, Streptophyta, Magnoliopsida, Celastrales, Celastraceae. Gene Ontology annotation, biological process: carbohydrate metabolic process; protein phosphorylation. The transcript is spliced from 7 exons. Gene Ontology annotation, molecular function: ATP binding; chitin binding; protein kinase activity.